Messenger RNA from Physcomitrium patens, 1582 nucleotides. RefSeq names its product replication factor C subunit 2. The record is from RefSeq and is a predicted model, not a curated record. Gene Ontology annotation, molecular function: DNA clamp loader activity; ATP hydrolysis activity; DNA binding. NCBI's taxonomy places the organism in Eukaryota, Viridiplantae, Streptophyta, Bryopsida, Funariales, Funariaceae. Gene Ontology annotation, biological process: DNA-templated DNA replication; DNA repair. Gene Ontology annotation, cellular component: DNA replication factor C complex; nucleus.
UUUGCAACCCCCGUUUUUCUGUGUCGAUCGAAGGUUUGUUUCUUGUGGUUUUGCACGCAAAUUUGUGGCAUUUGGAAUAGUGAUGUGGUAAUUGGUUGGUGGUGCUGAUCUCGUUUACGUUCGAAGCUAAACCGUUGACAAGACAUUGAAGUCAUUUGAGGUCAUGGGAGGGAAUAGCUAAUGAGGAGAUAGCGCUUAGGGUGGUGUUUUAGUUUGCGAAGGGAUUGUUUUCAAGGGAUCCGGACCAAUGGCGCCCGUGAUGCAGAGCACGCAGCAAUGGGUGGAGAAAUAUCGGCCCCGGAAGGUGAAGGAUGUCGCCCAUCAGGAGGAGGUCGUCCGCACUCUCACCAACACACUCGAAACGGGAAAUUUGCCGCACCUCCUAUUUUAUGGACCUCCAGGCACAGGGAAGACCACAACAGCACUUGCGAUCUGCCACCAGCUUUUUGGGCCAGAGCUUUAUAAAACAAGAGUGCUGGAGCUUAACGCUAGUGAUGACCGUGGAAUCAAUGUGGUCCGGACGAAGAUCAAGGAUUUCGCUGGUGUUGCCGUUGGUGCCGGUGUGAGCGGUUAUCCGUGUCCUCCUUUCAAAGUUCUUAUACUGGACGAAGCCGACUCAAUGACUGAAGAUGCACAGAAUGCUCUGCGGCGCACAAUGGAAAAUUACUCAAAAGUCACUCGUUUUUGUUUUAUCUGCAAUUACGUUAGUCGAAUCAUUGAGCCAUUGGCAUCACGGUGCGCUAAAUUCCGUUUCAAACCACUUCUAGAAAAUGUCAUGCAAAACCGUAUCCAGUACAUUUGUCAAGAGGAAGGUUUGAAGCUAGAUCAGGAGGCUUUAUCUACUUUAAGCAGAGUCUCUGAAGGUGAUUUGCGGCGGGCUAUCACGUGCCUUCAGUGUGCCGUUCGUCUGUAUGGUUCCAAUAUUUCUAGCAAAGAGAUUAUCAGUGUCUCUGGGAUCGUGCCUGAUAGUGUCCUCGAAGGACUUCUGAAAGCUUGCCAAAGCGGGCAAUUUGAUUUGGCGCACCAAGAGGUUAGAGAUAUUAUUGCGGAAGGCCACCCUGUAUCUCAAAUUCUUUCUCAGCUAUUCGAUUUUGUUGUACAAUCUCCAAAUAUUAGCGACAUUCAAAAAGCUAGAAUCACAGAGAGGCUUGCUGAAACUGACAAGUGUCUCAUUGACGGGGCAGACGAAUACCUUCAGCUAAUGGAUGUUGCUAGCAACACCAUGCGUGCCUUGUGUAAUCAAACCCAGGAGUGCACUUAUUAGGUUCAAGAUACUCCGGUGGUACCACUGUGUUCCAGUUUUAAGUAUCUUCAUAGAAACUUAGGAAAAGUUUCUGCACCCGAAUCUGUAUUACGACGUUUUUAUCAUGCUUCGAGCUUGAUUUUAAUGCGUGGAUAGCUUAUUCUUGGACAGGCAUGGUCUUAAAGUUCUGCGACUGAGCACAUUAUAUUUUCAUUUGUCUGGCAGAUCACAGUAGAAGCUGUAAGGUUCACACAAAGACAUUGUCCUUACGCAGGCUCUUAGUCCAUGUGGUUUUGAUGUAUCAUUUCAUAAGCGACUUUCAGUUCUGUGAUUCCUUAA